This is a messenger RNA of Didymodactylos carnosus, 2178 nucleotides long. The record is from the annotation of a GenBank genome assembly. Lineage: Eukaryota; Metazoa; Rotifera; Eurotatoria; Philodinida; Philodinidae.
AUGUCUGCGUCAACAGCAUGGCUAUUAGCAGUUGGAAUUAUUUUCAUGUCAGCAUUUUCAUCAUUUAUUUAUCAUCCGUAUUUUUAUCAAAUACAAUUGUGUGCUAUACAACUUCGUGUCGCUUAUAGUGGUCUCCUUUAUCGUAAAGUUUUACGUUUAUCCAGUAGGUCAACAAAUACAAUGAGUUCUGGACAAAUAAUAAAUUUAUUGUCAAAUGAUGUCAGUCAGAUAGAACCAGCAUUGUAUUUUAUUAAUUAUAUAUGGGUUGCACCAUUAGAAGUUAUUAUUGUUGUACUAAUUUUCUGGCACUUCGUUAAAUGGAUAUCAUUUAUAGCUAUUGGUUAUACAUUAUUUUUAUUACUUUCUCAAUUUUUUUAUGGACAAUUAUCUAUUAGAUUAAGAACAAGAAUUCUAUCAGUAACGGAUGAACGUGUUAAAAUUAUGUCUGAAAUAAUUAAAUCAAUGAGAAUUGUUAAAAUGUAUUGUUGGGAAGGACCAUUUGAACAACAAAUUAAAAAUAUACGAAAAAGAGAAAUUAUUCAAUUAUCAUAUCGUUUGUUAUUGAAUUGUGUGCAAACCUUAUUUAGUCAUACAUACAUAUAUGUGACGUUUUUAAUGAUGUAUGCAACAAUGUGGUCGCUCAAUAUUCAGUUUGAUACAAGAUUUUUUGCCAUUGCCUCAUGUUUAUUGGGUUACGUACGUUGGGUCGUUAUGGACUGUUUUAAUUAUGCGAUUAGAAAUCUUGUACAAUAUGUAGCAGCGAAAAGACGUAUUGAAACAUUUUUAUUAGCAGAUGAAUCAGAACGGGACGAUCGAAUUCGAUCUCCAUCAAAUUUAGAAUCAGAUUUAUCAUCUGUAGAAUUACUACCAAAUGUUUCUUCUUCGUCUUAUCUAUCAACGAAUCGAAUCGAUAAAAAUCAUUCGCCAUCCAGUUUAUCAUGUCAUUUGAAAAUAGCACAAUGGAAGCAGGAUAGUUCAUUUGCAUUAAAAAAUAUUGUUUUUGAUGCUCAUCCAGGUGACCUGGUGUGCGUCAUCGGACCUGUUGGCUCUGGUAAAAGUUCUCUAUUACAAACAUUGUCUGGCGAAGUAGCUUAUUUUGAAGGAAAAAUUCGAUUACAUAGGACAUUCUGCUACGUUCCUCAAGAGUCAUGGAUAUUUUCAUCCUCAUUGAAACAAAAUAUUUUAUUUGGGAAAAAAUAUGACUCAAAAUUAUUUCAAAAAGUUGUACAUGCUUCAGCUUUAGAAGAAGAUUUUCUCCAACUACAACAUGGUGAACACACGAUAAUUGGUGAUCAGGGCGUCAUGCUAAGCGGAGGACAGAAGGCUCGAGUGAAUCUCGCACGCGCUUUGUAUCGCGAUGCAGACAUUUAUUUUUUGGAUGAUCCUUUAAGUGCCGUUGACGUUAAAGUGUCCAAUCAUUUAUUUGAAAAAUGCAUCAAAACAUAUUUAAAAAAUAAAAUUUGCAUACUUGUUACACACCAAGUACAAUUUAUAAAAGAUGCAACAAAAGUUAUAGUUUUAAAAAAUGGUGAAGCAGUACAACAAGGGAUCUAUCAAGAAUUACUUCAGCAUUCAACAUCAUUUGCAAAACUACUGGAAGAUAUACAUCAACAUGAACAGGACACAGCAAGUAUAACAUCAAAUGAAGAGAAAAAACACGUUAGCGUAGGCAAAAAUGAUAAUGAUGAAAUGAUUGAAAUAUCCGAACAUACAUUACAAACUCAAUUAAGUAGUUUACAAGAAGAUGAACCGAGCCCACCAACACCAACAGACUUUCAACAAGGAGAAACAAAAGCAAUUGGAAAUGUAAAAUUUCGAGAUUAUUUAGAUUAUUUUAGAGCCGGUGCAGGCUUGCUUAUGGCUUUCAUUCUUAUAUUUGUUAUAUUUUCGAUGCAACAAGCUACUGCUAUUUUUUCAAAUUGGUGGUUAGUAAAAUGGUCAGAUGAAGAAAGUUUUCGUCAUUCAGUAAUACCGAAAUCAUCCAACUGUAGUUCACCAUUAUCAAAAGUUGGUUCGAAAAUAAAAACUAUGUCGGAUGCACAAUGGCAUUUACAUCGAAAUGAAAAAUUUUAUAUUUAUUGUGGAAUUAUUGUUAUUCUAUUUAUAAUUACAUUGAUUCGUAUUGUGGCUACCGAGUUUUUAUGUUUAAAUGCUGCCCGUGUGCUACACGACCGGUAA